Molecule: messenger RNA, 964 nt
Organism: Erythranthe guttata (spotted monkey flower)
Lineage: Eukaryota; Viridiplantae; Streptophyta; Magnoliopsida; Lamiales; Phrymaceae
Source: RefSeq, a predicted model, not a curated record
CUUUCUCUCUCUAGCUCCACUUUCCGACGCGUAAUCAUCCAUCUACGGCUGCAUUUCACUCUCGUCUCCAUGGCUUCGCGCCCAGGGCAAGAAGAUACGGUAACCAAACGAAUAAAAAGAUCAAACCUAAUUCGAGUCCUCUUUCUCGCCAAUUCAGACACGAUGGUAAAAAUAUCAUAUUUUGACAGAUUUCUUCAUUCAAACAUGGAGAUGAACAAGCAUAAAGUCGAUCCAGAUACACAAAACCCAAGGAAAUGAAUGAAGAUAAUGGAAACUAGUUGGGCUGAGAUUGGGGAAUGCAUCAAACGCAUGCUUUACGCUGUGUACCUUACCCAAUGGCAGAAUGAUCGAAGAACACUUCUAACAGAGAAACGAGACCAGAAACUAGAGGUGAUAAGGUCUUUGACUCAAAAACUUAAGACUCGUAAAUUGGAGACCUCUGAACUUGCGGAGAUUGAAACUCUUAGAUUGAUGUGGGAUAUGGGUUGGAAAAAGAAAAUUCGGUUUACUUUCCCCUCAGACUGUGUAGAUCGAGAGUACUACAUAGACGUGAUAGCUCGAAAGAUGGGCUUGGAAAAUCUGCAUCCUUCUCGACUAUACGAGUUGAAUGGUCAUCAAUCUAAUGGCUUCAAUGUGAGCAAUUUCAGAUCUCUAUCCAAGUAUCGGUCUGAUACUGCUUCAGCCCUUCUAAAACAUACCAUUCGUGACCUAUCAUUUCAUGUCUUAAAGUCGAAGUGUCCAAACUCUGAAUACUUGAAUCACGUUACUCUCAGCUUCCCUUAUUUCCAGCUCAAUAAACUCAAUUUUUCGUUUGCAAUCAACAAUCAUACCUUCGUACUUUGCUUAGAUCCAUACGAACUGCAUCAGGCAACAUCCUUUCGUCAUCAGAGGUUUUGAGGUUGGCCAGACGCUUGUCUGACAUCUUUUUCUCCAAUUUACGAGUCUUAAGUUUUUGAGUCAAAGA